AUGACUGACUUCGCAGAGAAAAACCGCCAGGUGUUCAACAAACAAGCCGCUGCCUACAAGUCUGACUUCGAAGGAGCGGUGGAAGCGUUGGUCAGCGUCGUCCACGACCAACGCACCUGGGUUAGCGAUACUUGGGUGGACACCGAGGCAGGAAAAGGCAAAGAAAUCAGGGCACUGGAGUAUGCUUGCGGCCCCGGCCAUAUAUCUUUGGUAAAAUUGCACGAAAUCCCAGGCGUCACGAUCAAAGCUAACCUAUCUCAGGCAUUAGCGCCGUUUGUCAGUAGCGUUGUCGGCAUGGAUAUCUCAGAGAACAUGCUUGAAGAGUUCAAGAAGCAUGUCCACGAAGCAGGCCGCUCCGACACUAUGGUCGCAGUCAAGGCCGACCUUGUUUCAGAGUCCUCGCCGACUGAAAUUUCGGGCCCCGAGUACUUUGAUUUCGACUUGGUGGUUGUCAGUAUGGCGCUCCAUCACUUCGAAAACCCGGAGAAAGCCAUGAAUCGUCUCUCUGAAAGGCUAAAGAAAGGCGGAGUGAUGAUGAUCAUAGAUUUGAUUCCUAAUGACCACCAUGAUCAUGAGCAUGAUCACGCCUUACAACAAAUGGGCGAGGUUGUCGAGACGAUAUCUAAGCAUGGUUUCAGCCUGGACGAGAUGCGGACCAUGUACGAAAAUGCCGGGGUAUGCAAAGGAUUCAAGUAUCAAGUUCUUGAGAAGCGCUUGCCGUUCACUAAAAACGGCAAAUCCUUUGAGAAGACGAUUUUCAUUGCUCGAGGGCAGAAGUGA
Aspergillus nidulans FGSC A4 is the source of this 780-nucleotide messenger RNA. Its product is annotated as class I SAM-dependent methyltransferase. The transcript has 2 exons. The record is from RefSeq and is a predicted model, not a curated record. NCBI's taxonomy places the organism in Eukaryota, Fungi, Ascomycota, Eurotiomycetes, Eurotiales, Aspergillaceae. The coding region runs from base 1 to 780 and encodes 259 amino acids.